Penicillium soppii is the source of this 747-nucleotide messenger RNA. RefSeq names its product F-box protein. Bases 1 to 747 code for a protein of 248 amino acids. The transcript has a single exon. Gene Ontology annotation, molecular function: protein binding. Lineage: Eukaryota; Fungi; Ascomycota; Eurotiomycetes; Eurotiales; Aspergillaceae. The record is from RefSeq and is a predicted model, not a curated record.
AUGGAUCAUCCCGACGCUCUCGCCCGUGUUCUGGGCACCCCGGAAAUACUGUCUUUGAUCCUAGGCAAUUUAUCACAGGGUGAAUUACUCCAACUGCAGCGUGUGUGUCAGUCGUGGCGCUCGCUUAUCAAGCAUGCACCUAAUCUAUGUGCGACCACCUUCACCGGUCAACGGCCCUUCCAACAUACUCUGACGAAGAUUCCGCAGCUGAAUACAUUUGUUAUCAGCCGACUGCGUUGGUGUCCUAGCUUGGAAACGAACCUGGUCAAUACCACCCAGUUCCAUUCUGUUGAAUUGGACCCGAUCCUGCAGGCGAUGGCUUAUGAACAUGCUUCAUGGAGAGACCAAUAUCUGACUUGGCCCCCUGUGUCCAAAUUGUCGAUUGCCCACGGGACAAUUUCCCAGGAGGAGCCUAGUCUAGCGGACCUAGUGGUGAUGUCUCGCCGGAGUGGCCACCAACCUCCCGGGUAUGAGGAGGAAGAGGGUGAGGACUCCGACUCUGAAAGCGAAACUCCACCCUUUGUCUUAUGCAUAGAGGACUUUCCCCAUAAUGAAGGUCGGGAAUGCCAAGGAAUCAGUGUCCUAGACAUGAUCUAUGGCCUUCGACUGCAUUAUCUAGAGUUUCAGCAUAGCUUGGAGUAUCAUCUCCGUCCAGAAUUUGGAACUUCCAGAGGAGGUGAAAUUCUUGCGCGCAUUAAGAGGUACCCUCGGGAGUUGAUGGUUGACGUUACAGUUAUCAACUUCUGA